AGCCGUGCCUUGGACGGGGAAACGGCGUAUUAAAGAGCACACCUUCUUCACCCUGUCUCCCCCUCUCUCUCUCAUCAAUCAUCCAUGGAGGUGAUCUGAUGGAUCUCGUCGGCGUCGCUCACUGCCAUUGCUAAUUACUCUUUUCUACUCUCUCCCUCUCCGUACCAUUUCCAUCUCCAUCUCCGAAGCUCACCGGAACGCUCUCUCUUCUCGCGCGGGUGGUUUGGGGCAAUGGCGAUUGCAGCGGCAGCUGUCAUCGUCCCUCUCGGCCUUCUCUUCUUCGGCUCCGGCCUCAUCGUGAAUCUUGUUCAGGCAGUUUGCUUUGUCCUUAUUAGGCCGCUGUCAAAAAGCACCUAUAGAAGAAUAAACAGAGUGGUGGCAGAAUUGCUGUGGCUGGAGCUAGUAUGGCUAAUUGAUUGGUGGGCUGGUGUGAAGAUCAAGUUAUUCACAGACCGCGAAACCUUUCACCUAAUGGGAAAAGAACAUUCCCUUAUCAUAUGUAAUCACAGGAGUGAUAUAGACUGGCUGGUUGGAUGGGUUUUGGCUCAGCGUUCAGGUUGUCUUGGCAGCACAUUAGCUGUGAUGAAGAAAUCAUCAAAAUUUCUUCCGGUAAUAGGCUGGUCAAUGUGGUUUUCUGAGUAUCUAUUUCUUGAAAGAAGCUGGGCCAAGGAUGAAAGCACACUAAAGUUAGGUCUGCAGAGGCUGAAAGACUAUCCCCUACCCUUCUGGUUGGCGCUUUUUGUAGAAGGAACUCGUUUUACUCAGGCAAAACUCUUGGCUGCUCAGGAGUAUGCUGCCUCCACUGGGCUUCCUGUGCCUAGAAAUGUUUUGAUUCCUCGUACUAAGGGCUUUGUAUCUGCAGUGAGUCACAUGCGCUCAUUUGUUCCAGCCAUUUAUGAUGCCACAAUUGCUAUCCCCAAGAGUUCACCUGCACCAACAAUGCUGAGACUGUUCAAGGGCCAACCCUCAGUGCUUCACUUGCAUCUCAAGCGGCAUGCAAUGAAGGACUUGCCUGAAUCAGAUGAUGCUGUCGCUCAGUGGUGUAGAGAUAUAUUUGUGGAAAAGGAUGCAUUGUUGGAUAAGCAUAAUGCUGAGGACACGUUCAGUGGCCAAGAACUGCAAGAUAUGGGCCGCCCUCUAAAAUCUAUUGUGGUUGUAACCUCAUGGGCAGUCGUCGUCAUUCUGGGGGCUCUGAAGUUCCUUCAGUGGUCAUCACUCUUUUCGUCAUGGAAGGGGAUAGCAUUUUCAGGAAUCGGGCUGGCCAUCGUCACUCUUCUUAUGCACAUAUUGAUUCUAUUCUCGCAAGCUGAGCGGUCGACCCCUGCAAAGGUAGCACCAGCCAAGUCGAAGAAUGAGGGGGAGUCUUCAAAGAAGGAAACGAACAAGGAAAACUAGAUGAGAGGAUCUCCACGAGAUUUUAGGUUCGAUUCAUGCCAAUACUUGUAGUAGUGCCUCCUCUAUGGUAUUUAUGUGAUCUAAAAACUCAAGUUAGUUCCCCCCCCCCCCCCCCCCCCCCCCCCCCCCCGCCCCCCCCCUUUUUCUUAUCUUUUUUCCUCUAAUUUUGUAAAAUGCACAGUUUGUAUGCUUGCAAAUCUAUUGUUCACUCUUCAAUUGGGAAAUAUGAAAAAGGCAGAAACAGCAUCCCUUCAUUUACAAUGCUA
This is a messenger RNA of Punica granatum (pomegranate), 1661 nucleotides long. The record is from RefSeq and is a predicted model, not a curated record. NCBI's taxonomy places the organism in Eukaryota, Viridiplantae, Streptophyta, Magnoliopsida, Myrtales, Lythraceae.